Messenger RNA from Branchiostoma floridae (Florida lancelet), 6195 nucleotides. Its product is annotated as multidrug resistance-associated protein 4-like. Gene Ontology annotation, biological process: transmembrane transport. The record is from RefSeq and is a predicted model, not a curated record. Gene Ontology annotation, cellular component: plasma membrane. Lineage: Eukaryota; Metazoa; Chordata; Leptocardii; Amphioxiformes; Branchiostomatidae. Gene Ontology annotation, molecular function: ATP hydrolysis activity; ABC-type transporter activity; ATP binding. The transcript has 27 exons. Bases 1396 to 5376 code for a protein of 1326 amino acids.
GAACUGAAGGAAUCAGACUUCCGGAUCCCAGCAGUUUUCCAUCUAUACCUGUAUAAGUCUAUGUAAAGAUACAUGUACAGUUGGACGAUGGUGCAGAAUUUCUGUAUUGUUAGUAACUUACUAGUCUCUGAUAGCAAGGAGAUUUCUUUGUUUGGAAAAUCAUGAUAUAUGAGUAAGAUACGGCUUCAGCACUUCAACUCAUACGGGUACUCAAUGCAGGUUACAGGCAUGAGCGGUAUAUCUCAACAAUGCUGUGUAAACUGUGGCAGACGUACAAUGCAACCAAAGUCUGUCCGAUUAAACUGGAGGCAGCAUGUGUCAACAGCACAUUGUUAUAUACAUGUGUGUCUCAUUCCAAGAUUGACUUGAAGCUGUCCUUUGUGAUGCCUUUGUGUGUUACACACUGGUACUGCAUGACUUGAUACAUUUGUUCUAACCAGAAAGAUGAAUAAUAGAAUGGAAGUUUUUUUCUUCAAUACUUUAAUAAGUCAUCUUAGAUUUUAGGGAAAAACUAAGAGUUUAUUGAUCUUAUACCACCAUAAAAUAUUUGCAAAGAUGUUGUAAAUUUUUCCAAGUGGCAUUUCUGUAUCAUUUAAGGUUAUUUGCAUGUUUGUUAUCUGUUUGUGUUCCACUGCCAUAAUUUACAUAUGUUGCAUGUCUUGAAGUACCAGAGAACUGACUGAUGUUCAAUGUCAUCUUCUUAAUCACAGUGUCUAGACACACGUAAAUAUGCAUGUCUGCCUUGAUUAGACCGAAGUCAUUGUCAUAACUUCCCUCCAUUGGGAAGACUGUGAGGGGGGACCAGUUUUUAUGGGUAGAACAAAAUUUGAAUACUAAUAAUUAAUAAGGUACUGUGAGAAUUGGUUCGCCCUUUAGUAUUGCACCCCAGCCACAUCUGAAUCAUGUCCAAACUCAAUGUUAAGAUUCACGUAAAGAUACCCAAGUUAAUAAGCUGAUUGCCAUAACUUAGACCACUCCAUUUUAAAGACCUUCUAAAAUGACUUAAACACUAAUUAAAUCAAGCAUAAAUAAACACAUACAUACGUACAUAUGUACAUACAUUCAUCGGUAGUAUAGUCCAUCUCAAAAGAUACCGAAAACAUAACCUUGGCGAAAGUAACUGAACCUUCUCCUACAUUUGUAUUUCACGUGAUCAAAACAGAUUAACGUAUUACGUAAUACGGGAGGUUUCAUGUUACAGUUCAGAGGUCAGCUGAAGGUAAACUGGGAAGGUAGUCUACAGCCAUCUGUGCUGAAAUGUCUAAAAGUUACGCAACAUAUCUCUGGGGAGCCUUCUAAUUAUAUAGGAUCAUUUGGAGAAAUGUCCAAACCACCGACCAGUGUGUUAAUAAGAGUUUAAGACUCGCCUUGGGGAUUUGUAAAGGAGGAGAAGAAAUGGAAAGGAAGACAAGGCCACGUAAGCCCAACCCGAUGCUCUCGGCGAACUUCAUGUCAAGGGCGUCCUUUUCGUGGUUGGAUCCUCUUUUUGCAAAAGGCUACAGGAAGAGGCUGGAGGAGUCGGACUUGUACAAUGUUAUAGAGGAGGAGUCUUCACAAAAACUUGGAGGAGACUUAGAGAGGGCAUGGCAGAAAGAACUGGACCUGGCCACCACAACUUGGAAACCGCCCAGUUUCCAGAGAGCCCUGCUGCAAUGCUUUGGGUUUAAGUAUGCACUGAUCGGCCUUUGUUUCUUUGUCGAGGAAGUUUUACAACUUGCUCAGCCAGUUUUCUUGGGUCUGCUAAUCUCGUCCCUCUCUGCGGACACCACCGUGUCCCGCCAGGAGGCGUACCUGUACGCGUUUGCCGUCAGUUUCUGCACGUUGUACAAGUCCGUGUGUCACCACCAGUGGCAGUGGCCGUCGUGGAGGUGGGGACAACUCAGGAUCAAGGUGGCUUGCAGUUAUCUCAUCUACCGCAAGACAUUGCGACUGAGUAAUUCGGCUCUGCAGAAGACAACGACUGGGCAAAUCAUAAACCUUCUUUCAAACGACAUAGACAAGUUUGAUCACAAGUACUAUCUUGCCCAUUACUUCUGGCUGGCCCCGAUGAAUGUAAUAGUAGUGACAGCGGUUCUGUGGAGAGAGCUGGGCCCGUCCUGUCUGCCAGGCAUGUGUUACGUCCUGUUGCUGCUGCCUGUGCAAUCUGCCAUGGGGAAACUGUUCGGGAAAUACAGGUCGCAGACCGCCAGCCGGACAGACGACCGUGUGCGGUUGAUGAGUGAAGUUUUGGCCGCCAUGAGGGUCAUCAGGAUGUACGCGUGGGAAAAACCGUUCGGUGCCGUGAUCACGAAACUUAGGAGACGUGAAGUGAGCACAAUCAUGAAAGGCGCCGUGUGCCAGGGGCUCAACAAUGGGUUAUCCUAUGCCGCGGUUCGUGUGGUUGUCUUCCUCACGUUCGCUACGUACGCACUUCUGGGAAACCCUAUCACCGCCUCCAAGCUCUUUGUUGCCAUUGGCUUGUAUAACCAGCUUCAGUUUACGGUUGCCAAGAUAUUUCCGCUUGCGGUUCAGCAUUGGUUCGAGAGCCAAGUGUCCAUCAAGAGAAUACAGGAGUUUUUGAUGCUGGAUGAAAUACAGCCUGCCCUUGUCCGGGAUUGUGACAACACGGCAUCUGAUUCCUGUCAAUCUUCAAAGCAAACAAUAUGCAGUAUAACGGCAGAAGGCAUUUCAGCUAGCUGGGAUCAGGAGACAGAAAAAGUUAACCUGAAGAACGUAAACUUCAGUGUGCAGGCCGGUCAGCUUCUAGCGGUCAUUGGGCCCGUGGGUUCAGGAAAGUCUUCCUUGCUGAGUGCCAUACUCGGGGAGCUCCCGCCGGUGUCCGGGCGUAUAUCAGUCCGCGGGCGGGUUGCGUACACGUCCCAGCAGCCCUGGGUCUUCUCCGGCACCGUCAGACAGAACAUUCUCUUCGGAGCAACCUGGGAUGCAGACAGAUACAAGGACGUGCUGAAUGUUACCGCACUUAGUAAGGACAUUGAGUCGUUUCCACACGGAGACCGGACGUUAGUAGGGGACCGAGGGAUCACCUUGAGCGGUGGGCAGAAGGCCAGGAUUGGUCUGGCAAGAGCCCUUUACCGAGACGCAGACAUAUAUCUCCUUGAUGACCCACUAAGUGCUGUGGACGCAAAGGUGGGAAGACACAUCUUUGAUAGGUGCAUUCUUGGGGCCCUGAAGUCCAGAAUAUGCGUCCUGGUGACGCACCAGCUGCAGUAUCUACAGCAGGCAGAUCAGAUACUCGUGCUAAAAAAAGGACAGCAGGCUGCCAUCGGCACAUAUUCAGAGCUGCUUCAGUCUGGACUGGACUUUGCCGAGCUGCUCAAAAGAAAGGAGGAUGAAGAAAGUUCUUGUGGAAAAGACGAUUUUGUGGAGAAGAGAAGAGAGUCAUUGAAACGGUCUUUACGUCGAAGAAGAAGAACAUCUUCCGUUGCCGUGACUGGGUCAGGACCUACCCGGGAACGUGAGGACGAAGAUCACGAGGUAGAGGAGGAUAGAGAGAAGGGUCACGUGGGUUGGAGUGUCUACAAAGACUUCGUGACGUCAGGGACAGGAGUGUGGGGGGUCCUGCUGGCAAUACUCCUCAACAUUGCUUAUCAGAGUUUGUAUAUGCUGACAGAUUGGUGGUUUACUUACUGGGCAAAUCAGUACUUGAAGGAGGGUCGAAAUGUGUCUACGUCAUCCUCAAGUAUCAAUCUAACAGUGAAUGGAACGAUAACGCGAGCUAACGUCAGUGCUGCAGUUUUGGACAUAACGUACUACGUCACUGUGAGUGCUGCUUUAACGGCGACUGUCUUGGUUCUGAGCAUCUUACGAGCGGUUUUCUUGUUCUACAUGUGUCUCUCGUCUUCACGGAGCCUCCAUAAUCAGAUGUUUGCCGCCAUCAUCAGGGUCCCGAUCUUGUUCUUUGACACGAACCCCGUCGGGCGCAUCUUAAACAGAUUUUCCAAAGAUGUUGGAUUGUUGGACCACCUCUUGCCCUUAAAUGUUGCCGAAGUAAUUCAGUUCUUGAUGAUGACUGUUGGCGUGUUUCUAUUGGCGGGGAUCGUGAACCCCUGGGUUUUCAUCCCGAGCAUCCCCAUCAUGGUCACGUGUCUCGUCGUCAUCAGGUAUUACCUGGCGACGUCACGUGACAUCAAGCGUUUAGAAGGCACCACCCGCAGCCCAGUGUUCUCCCACUUGUCGGCCACUCUGCAGGGUCUGUGGACCGUCCGGGCCUGCAAUGCGCAGCACAUCUGCCAGGAGGCGUUCAGCGCGCACCUGGACCUGCAGUCGGAAGCCGUGUUCCUGUUUCUCGCCAUCAACAGGUGGCUGGCGCUGCGGCUGGACGUGCUGGUCGCGCUGUUCGUGGUGGUGGUGGCCUUCAUCAGCGUGUUUGCUGCUGAGAGUCUCGACGGAGGCCUUGUUGGUCUGUCCUUGUCCUAUGCAAUAUACCUGACCAACGGGUUCCAGUAUGCGGUACGGCUGGCGGCAGAGGUGGAGACAUUGAUGACGUCGGCUGAAAGAGUCCUGACCUACGCCCGGAUGGAGCCCGAGGCCCCGCUACAAACAGCCGUUACCCCGCCGCCGGGCUGGCCCCAGCAUGGCAGCAUCCGCCUGGAGGGAGCGUCCUUCGCAUACACACCUGGCGGACCGGACGUGCUGACGGGACUCCAUGCCACCAUCCAUGGCGGAGAAAAGAUCGGCAUCGUGGGUAGGACGGGUGCAGGUAAGAGCUCGCUUGUGCAGAUGUUGUUCCGAAUGGCGGAGCCGCGAGGUAACAUCACGAUCGACGGCAUGGACAUCGCCGGGCUCGGACUGCACACUCUGCGGACCAACCUUUCCGUCAUCCCACAGGACCCCGUCCUGUUCUCCGGUACCCUCAGGAAAAAUCUCGACCCGUUCGAGCAGUUCUCAGACCAACAACUGUGGCGCGUUCUUGAGGAGGUGCAGUUAAACCAGGUGGUCGCAGACCUACCUGGGAAGCUGGAGACAGAGCUGUUAGAGUCCGGGAGUAACCUCAGUGUGGGACAGCGGCAGCUGAUGUGUCUGGCCAGGGCGAUGCUUAGGAGAAAUAAGAUCCUCAUCAUUGACGAGGCUACAGCGAACGUUGACCCCAGGACCGAUCAAUUGAUCCAGGAGACCAUCAGAGUGAAGUUUAGAUCUUGCACGGUAAUGACCAUCGCACACAGACUCCACACUAUCAUAGACUCCUACAAAAUCAUGGUUAUUUCAGAUGGUCUCAUUCAGGAGUUUGAUGAGCCAUUUUGGCUGCUGAAGAACAGACAGGGCCACCUGAGUCGCCUGUUGAGAGACCUAGGAGAGGCCGAGGCUGGCCAGCUUAGAGCCGAAGCACAGAGGUGCUUCUACAGCCGGCAUCCAAAUGCGGAGGUCACGGGUUUAUGAAUAGUUCUGUGUACAUUUCUGAAUUGUUCUUUUUUUUUCAUAUAUAAUAUUUGCCAUCGCGGUAAUCUCCCAACACAUGGAUCAGUUCAUAUUCAUCAAUUAUAGGUGCAUGGUACAUACAUGAUACAAAAUCAUUUUAUUAAUAAUUAACAGUUUCUUUAAAAGAAUUAGAUACUUAUACCGUGAUUCACACAUAGUAUGUUGAAUAAACGUAGUAUUUUGUGUCUUUUGAGUGAAAUAGGGUUAUCUUUAUGACAGGAAUAUGGGUACUUUGCUAGAGUGAGGUAAACAUUUAGAUAUUCACCAAGUAGAACAAAUUGCAUAUGUCCAUAUCUAAACCAAAGAUUUGUUUUUUAGUUCUAUCCCACUAUUCUUGCAGCCAUUUACACUCGAUGAACAUGUGAAUGUAUGUAGUUUUCCUCUUUGUCAUAUAUUACGCAUGUGGGGCUGUAAAUAUUCCCGGUAGCGUUUACUGUUUUUCAUCUAUUGAGUAAAAGUUUACAAUGGAUAAUCUUGUAGAAUUUUGAAAUUGAAUUAUCUAAGUUUGAUUAUCUAAGUUUGUGCUUUUCAUAUUCUACUCCAGACUAAAUUGGGGAAUUAAGUGUUCCAAUGGAUUUCGACAGAAGGUAUUAUAACAUGUUUCAUAAGACUAACGAAGUACAAGAAUCGACUGAUAAGUAUAUCAAUUUGAACACUGCAGGAAUUAAACCAUAACUUAUAGUCAUUAAUGCUACGUAACAUUUCCCUGGAAGUUGUUCGCAUUCAUAAAUUCACUCAUCCUCAUUGCUUCAUAAAUUACCUUCUAUCUUAAAGAUUUUU